Molecule: messenger RNA, 2238 nt
Organism: Diaporthe amygdali
Lineage: Eukaryota; Fungi; Ascomycota; Sordariomycetes; Diaporthales; Diaporthaceae
Exons: 1
Coding region: 1-2238 (745 amino acids)
Biological process (GO): chloride transmembrane transport
Cellular component (GO): cortical endoplasmic reticulum
Molecular function (GO): chloride channel activity
Source: RefSeq, a predicted model, not a curated record
AUGCAAUUCGACCUUGAAUCUUCAACAGGCUCACAUAUGGGACUCGAGCACGAAGAUGGAGGGCCGGCGCAUCAUCCACCGCAGGACGAGGCCACAUUCCCAAUCACGUACCAUGACAAGUAUGUGAUCCACUACGAUUUCUCUGAAACCACCCAAGAUGAGGCUAUUGAGAAGCUCAAGACCCUUUGCGAGGACCUACACGGGGCUGGCCUCGAGGUGGAGGUCCGGCCGGGCAACGGCCAGUCGCUGCUGGUGUUCGCGAGAGCCCGCAAGGAGCACCUCGACUCGACCGUCUUCAAGUCCCGCGUCAAGGACUGGCUCUGGGAGAUCACCCGGCUGCAGCCUCCCACUGGCAAGGAAGGCCCUCUGAUCGACGACGCCUUCGAGGCCGAGUAUGUGCUGUCCAUGUACCACCUGGUCAACUGGUCCCAGGAAAUUGGGGGCGCUGGCAUCACCCCCGGCAGCGGCAAGUGGGAGUGUGUCAAGUCCAUUUUCCCCAUCCACAACGAGCCAGCCAACAGUGCCUUGCUCCGCCAUCUGAGCAAGAAGCUCUUCCUCGAGGAUGACGAUCUUGACUCCAUUAGGAACCUCUUCGGGAGCAAGGUCGCAUUUUAUUUCGCCUUUAUGCAGACGUAUACGGCGUUCCUCUUCUUCCCUGCCAUCACAGGCUUCCUCGCUUGGAUGUUCCUACCCAAGUACUCACUCAUGUACGCUAUUCUCAUGCUAUUCGGCUGCACCGUCUUUCUGGAAUACUGGAAGAUCCGUCAGACCGACCUGAGCAUCCGGUGGGACGUCAGGGGGGUCGGAUCACUCAAGGUCAGCCGGCCGAGUUUCCGGUAUGAAAGCGUUGUCGUGGACGCCGUGGGCCGGACAAAGCACAUCUACCCCAAGUGGAAGGCAAUCGCGCGGCAGAUGGUGCAGAUCCCAUUCUUCGUCGUGUCACUGGUCGUCCUUGGAUCCAUCAUCGCCGUCGUUUUCGCCAUUGAGGUCCUGGUAUCAGAGGCUUAUGACGGCCCAUACCAAGGAUGGCUGGAGUACCUGCCGACGGUCCUCCUCGCCGUGUCGCUUCCUUACAUCAACACGUUCCUGGAAGACAUGGCAGAGUGGCUGGCCGAGUUCGAGAACCACCGAACGAGCGACAACUUCGACGUCUCGCUCACGCAGAAGCGCUUCGUCCUGAGCUUCAUCGCCAACUACCUGCCCAUACUGCUGACGGCGUUCGUCUACAUCCCCAUGGGCGACCUCAUCGUGCCGCAGCUCAGGGACAUGUUGCGCAGGAUGCUCGGCCGCGGCACCGACUCGACGCUGAUCCACAUCGCGGCCGACUUCAGGAGCGACCCGGACCGCCUCCGCAACGAGAUCAUCGCCAUGACCAUGACGGGCCAGUUCUCGGACAUGUUCGAGGAGCUGAUCCUGCCCUUCAUCAAGAUCCGGCUCAGGGACUGGUGGCACCAGCGGCAGUCCACGGCGAAGCCGACCUCGCACCGCCGCUCCCUGUCCGCCGUCGUCGCCGACGACCCGACCGAGGCGGCGUUCCUGCGGCAGGUGCGGCACCAGGCCGACCUGGAGCCGUACAACGUGCAGGACGACAUCUCGGAGAUGGCGAUCCAGUUCGGGCACCUGGCGCUGUUCGCGCCGGCGUGGCCGCUGGUGUCGGUCGGGUUCCUGGUCAACAACUGGAUCGAGCUGCGGUCCGACUUCCUCAAGCUGUGCACGCAGCACCAGCGGCCGCACCCGGUGCGCACCGACGGCAUCGGCCCCUGGAUCGGGGCGCUGGACGCGCUUGCGUGGCUGGGCAGCAUCUCGACGGCGGCCAUCGUGCACAUGUUCUCGGGCGGCACCAGCUUCGAGGGCAAGGCGGCGUCGUUGCUGGGCCUGCUGGUGACGGUGUUUGUCAGCGAGCACAUCUAUUUGAUGCUGCGCGUGCUGGUGCACAUCGUGCUGCAGCGCCUCGUCGGCAGCCAGCAGCUGCGCCGGGAGAAGAACGAACGCUACGCCUUCCGCAAGCGCCACCUCGACGAGCUCGAGGCCCAGAGCAAGCUGCGCGACGCGCUGCUGCUCAGCACCGGAGGCGGCGUGGAGCUGCGCCGCAAGAGGAGCGAUGCCCGCAUGGCGGACCUGGACAAGUUCUGGACGAAACAGGCCUUGGUUGGCAAGAGCGAGGAGAUCGGCGCAGCCUUGAUCCGGGCUGCGGGAUCCGCCGGGGAGAAGACCGACGGUGAGGUGAAGAAGGACUGA